CUUUUGUUCAAGACUCGACCUGCGGCGUGGCCAGCGAUCCAUAGACAGUUGAUGGAUUUGCUCAAGAUAGAUGAGCGAGAGUGAGAUGUCCCGCUAAGACCCAGAUGUUCUGUAGCUCGAUCCGCCAGAAUGGAGGAUGUAGAAUGCUUUAAUCCACGUGAUAAUCGUAUCUACCUCCCUUUAAAUAGCCCGGUCCCCCCCGAAAGGAAGAAAGAUCAGUGUGUACCUCGACUAGGAUGAGAAUGCGCGGUCAGGCCAUCUCACUCCGCACCAUCCGGCCUACUACUGGCAAAUCUCGCGUGGCAGAGGAAGUCGAGUCCCAGAUCCAGAUUGAGCGCAGCACUGUCAGCUUCUUCUCCAUUUACCGAUAUGCCAACACAUCGCAGAUAUGGAUGCUGUUGCUAUCGGCGUGUUGUUCGGUGGCUGCGGGCGCAGCAAUGCCUCUCGUGACAAUCGUGUUUGGGGCAUUAGUUAAUGAAUUCAUCAACGGAGAGGAACAUGCUCCACAUGAGAUUCGGGAUAGGGUUCAGCAUCUCACGCUCUUCUUGGUAUAUAUCGCAAUCGGGUCAUUGGUCACCACCGCCAUGAGCACCUUGGGCUUUAAUGUUAUCGGAGAGCAGAUUACCCGCCAUCUGCAGCAGGAAUAUCUCUCUUCGGUCCUGCAGCAGGAUAUGGCUUAUUUUGAUGUAAUUGGAACUGGCGAACUCACCUCCCACAUAGAUCAGGACAUGAAAUUGAUUCAGACUGGCAUCUCCCAGAAAGUGAGCGACCUUCUUUCCGGUCUGUCCGGCUUCGUGGUUGCCAUUACUUGCGCAUUCGUACGGAACUGGCGCUUUGCAGGCAUCAUGAUUUCUGAGCCGAUCACCCUGAUUCUACUUGUGGGGGUGAUGGGGUGUUGGCUAAGCGUGAUGCAGCAAGCGGACUUGGCUGAAGGUGUGAGAGCCGACAAUUUAGCCCAGGAAGUGCUCAGUGCAAUGAGAAGCGUGAUUGCCUAUCGAAGCCAGGAAAGGUACGCCAAGAAGUACCAAGAGGCAUUGCGGCGCCCAGCAGCCCUGAAUUUCCGGGAGCGAUUGAUUUUUGGGGUUAUUGUUGCGGGAUCUUUCAUGACAUUGCACUGGGGAAAUGGGUUAGGAUUCUGGCAGGCAGAUCACCUCAUCCGCCAAGGGCGUUGUACCAUUCCAGAGGCUUUGGCAAUUCUGUAUGCAAUGGCCGUUGCAGGUGGCAUGUUAUGCCAAGCGUUGCCAUCAAUUGUCAACAUCACCCAGGCCAAAGCCGCAGCUAGUCGGGUGUUUCCAGUCAUUGAGCGGGAUUCGCCAAUAAACCCGUUGGUGAGUGUUGGGAAGACAUGCAAUCAGGUCCGAGGAGAGAUCCGGUUGGAAGACAUAGACUUUUCGUAUCCUUCACGGCCGGAACGGACUGUAUUGAAGGGGGUCACUUUCGAUGUGCCUGCUGGCCACACAGUAGCCUUGGUGGGACCAUCAGGAUCCGGAAAGUCAACAGUGUUUGCCCUUUUAGAGCGAUUAUACCAGCCACUGGGUGGCCGUAUCACGCUGGAUGGUGAAUCGAUCGAUGAGAUGAAUGUCUCGUGGUUGAGAUCCCAGAUUGGGUAUGUCGGCCAAGACGUCACUUUGUUCCGUGCAUCAGUGCAUGACAAUAUUGCGUAUGGACUUCCCAGAGCUGCCGCAGAGAAAAUGGACGCAUCUGAGGUCCGAAGACUCGUGAUUCAAGCUGCCGAGACUGCCCAGAUACACUCUCUCAUUGGCAAUCUGCCCCAAGGUUACGACACCUUUAUAGGAGCAAACGGAUCGAGUCUUUCUGGGGGUCAGAGGCAACGGCUUGCCAUCGCCCGUGCAAUCAUUUCUCAACCAGCGAUUCUACUGCUAGAUGAGGCCACAGCUGCACUGGAUAGUCAGUAUGAAAAGGAGGUCCAGGAGGCUCUCAGCAAGGCCGCCUCCGAGCGAACCACCAUGAUAAUAGCCCACCGGCUGUCAACAAUUCAAAAUGCUGAUAUUAUUGUUGUCAUGAAGGACGGCCAGGUUGUGGAUCAAGGUUCUCACUCAGAAUUAAUGGCCACGUCCACCAUGUACCAAGAACUAGUGAGACAGCAAGCACUCCGGCCAUUUCACCGAUCAGAGGACUGUCUUACUAGCCAGUCACCAAACCUAGCUUGCGACCAUAAAGAGCAUCCCAGGGGCCUCUCAGUCAAUGCCAAUGCCCUAGACAUGCCGGAAGAUGCUCCAUUGCCAGCACUGUCACAAAGCAACAGCAUCAAGCACGUUUGGCAACUUAAUAAGCCAGAGUUGACCUACACUAUCGCAGGCGUCCUUUUCAGCGUUUUGGCUGGAAUGACAUAUCCAAUACAAGCAGUCUUCUUCGGCAAUGGAAUCAUGUCCAUAAUUAACCCUAGUCUGAGCACUGGUGGACACAACGUUCGCUUUUGGGCCCUGAUGUAUCUUGCUCACGGUAUCGCCGUGUUUGUGGUCUAUUGCAUACGAGGAUACUGUUUUGCUGUGUCUGCAUCUCAGUUAUGUCUCCGAGCUCGUUCAUGUUUGUUCAAAUCUUUGACUCUGAAGGACCUCGCCUUUUUUGAAGACAAAGAUCACUCGACGGGGGCUUUGGUCAGCUUUCUUUCAUCAGGAAUCCCGAGAAUCACCGGUGUCUCGGGAACAUCACUUGGACUCGUGGCCGAAAGUCUAGUAAUGCUUGCGACGGGAAUUAUAGUUGGAUGCAUUUUUGGAUGGAAACUUGGUCUUGCCGCGACCGCAACGGUUCCAGUGAUAGCUGUCUCCACAUUUCUGCAGUAUUAUAUUGUGGCAAAGGUGCGGAAAUACGUCAGGCGCGACACCAAUGCUGUGGCCAUUGCACAUGAGGCUUUUUCUGCCGUCAGGACCGUGACUGUCCUAGGUUUGCAGAGGACCAUCAACGAAUCCUUUCAAAGGGAAAGCCAUCGAGACAGCCAGCGCGGGUAUUGGGUCAUGUGUGCCACCAUAUAUGCAUGUACCACGUCCCUCCGUAUAGCAAGCAUUGCUUUUGUGUUCUGGUACGGGGGCACCCAUCUCAUCGCAACUGUGGAGUACAACGUCCAGCAGUUCUUCAUUUGCUUUGCAGCAACGGUGUGGGGGUCUCAGUCUGCGUCUGCUCUUUUUGCACACGCUCCUGACAUUGCAGGCGCCCAUGCUGCUGCUGCUCGACUGGAGGAGCUAAUGCAAACCAGUAGCGCACAAACCUCCGGCAAGAAGAACACAAUCUCAUAUGCCAAGGUGCCAGGUAUGACAGACGACCUUGCACUAAGACACGUGCAUUUCAGAUAUCCGAGCCAUCCAUCUCGUUUAGCAUUAAACAAUGUUACUUUCAACGCUCCAGCCGGUACCUUUAUUGCUCUUGUCGGGGCCACAGGCAGCGGAAAAAGCUCUGUGAUUAAUCUGGUGGAGCGCUUCUAUGCUGCCGACUCUGGCGAGAUAACGCUUGGAGGUAAGCCCCUUGGGAAGUAUGAUCUGAACAGCUAUCGGGGCUAUCUGGCACUGGUAGACCAGAACCCUUGUCUGGUUGGUGAAGAUCUGCGCGAGUGCCUGCAAAGUGAUGAGCGGGUUAUCUCAGACGAGGAGAUCCUGGCUGCUCUGGAAAGCGUAGGGCUAGCUGAUUUUGUGAUAUCCCUCCCUCAAGGUCUCAGCACCCCAAUCCUAGCGAACGGAUUGACUCUUUCUGGAGGUCAGCGUCAGCGCAUGGCUAUCGUGAAGGCUCUCUUAUGCGGCCCACAAAUCCUUCUGCUUGACGAGGCGACCUCGGCGCUGGACACGGCCUCAGAGAAAUUAGUGCAGGACGCAGUUCAACGCGUAAUGGCAGGCCGAACUAUCAUCGCUGUUGCUCAUCGAUUUAGGGCGAUUGUCGACGCCGAUGAAAUUCUGGUCUUCGAUCGUGGACGGAUUAUCGAGAGAGGGACCCACGAGCAGUUGAUGCAGGUAGGCGGAAAAUAUUGGCAGAUGGCUAUAUUACAGCAAGUGAUGGGGGAAGACUGAACUUGGCCUCCUUCCCAGUGUAGUCGGACCGGAAUAGGAAGGAUGCGGGGAACAACAGGAGACGAAGGACCAAGGACAGCAGCACAUUGAGAAUGUGUACGGAGUACUCCGUAACUACUAAGGUUGUG
Molecule: messenger RNA, 4144 nt
Organism: Aspergillus ibericus CBS 121593
Lineage: Eukaryota; Fungi; Ascomycota; Eurotiomycetes; Eurotiales; Aspergillaceae
Product: ABC transporter ATP-binding protein
Exons: 6
Coding region: 237-4016 (1259 amino acids)
Biological process (GO): transmembrane transport
Cellular component (GO): membrane
Molecular function (GO): ATP hydrolysis activity; ABC-type transporter activity; ATP binding
Source: RefSeq, a predicted model, not a curated record